Saprolegnia parasitica CBS 223.65 is the source of this 612-nucleotide messenger RNA. RefSeq lists its product as hypothetical. The coding region runs from base 1 to 612 and encodes 203 amino acids. The transcript has 2 exons. The record is from RefSeq and is a predicted model, not a curated record. Lineage: Eukaryota; Oomycota; Saprolegniomycetes; Saprolegniales; Saprolegniaceae.
AUGGAGCACUUGGUCGAAGAUUACGUCAACAAGACCGAGUGCUACCCCGUCUCAGAGCGCCGCGCCCGCAUUCGAACCAUGCUGCUCGAAAUCACUCGGGCGUUGGAGCACCACGGUAUCGAGUACUGGCUCGACAGCGGCACGCUCCUCGGCGCAGUCCGCGGCGGCGACAUCAUUCCCCACGACGUCGACGCCGACAUUGGCUUGACGCAAGCCUCGAUGAACGAGCUGCGGCACACAAAUCUCUCGACGCUCUUGCCGCGCUACGAGCUCUUCCUUCGCGACAGUCCGCUGUACCGGGACGGCCCGUACUGGUAUCUUCCAGGACGGUUUGUCGACAAGCACACGGGGCUGUACACGGACGUCUUUGAGUUCUUGCCGUCGCAGCAGCCGGCGAACGCGACGUUCUCGAGCUCGAACGGCACGAUCGGCGAGCUGCUCAUGCCGUCGGCCGAUGCGAUUGUGAACGGGACGGUCGAGAUGCUCGGGCCCGUCCAGUCGGGCUGCUGGUACACGUGCAAGUACUGCCCCGAUACAUGGUAUUUCAACAUCCCGCGCGAGUGGCCCGACAAGUACCUCACGAUGCUCUACGACGAGACGUAUAUGGACUAA